AUGGCUUCAAACUCUCUUUUCCAAAUAGGUCGCGUCCUCACCGGACGUCGCUCAACAUACACUAUCCUCAAAGAACUACAUAGGGCGGCGACUGCUGACCAAAGCGCUGUCUAUCUUGCCAUAGAUUCCUUCGACGAGAAGUGCAUCGUCAAAAGCGUCCACGGCCACUGGCGCUUGCAGAAUGAGGCCAAAAUCCUUAAUCACUACCAGUCCAAGACACGACAUCUACGUCCCUUGCUGGAUGAGAUCCUUCCAGAGGAUCCUGCAGAUCCCCCAUCCAUCGUCCUCCGUCAUCUGGACAGCGAGCUCUUGACUGAGUCCAACAACAAGCGCCUGACCCGGCCUGAGAUUAAACAGGUCGCUCGGGGGGUGUUGGAGGCUUUGAGAGUGUUGCAUAAGGAUGGGAUGGUUCACACAGAUGUAAAACUCGACAACAUAUUUGUUAAUUACGGCGAGGACGGAAAGCGCUUCUCUGAAAUCCAGCUGGGUGAUUGCGGCGGUGUGGUCCACAAAGACUCCCACUUCGCCAGGGAAGGCCAUUUGAUUGGCGGUUCGACCUCUCGUAGCCCCGAAGCUUUGUUUCAGCUUCACUGGGGAACACCGACUGACGUCUGGUCAUUUGGUAAUGCCAUCCUUAGCCUAAUCCACGGCAGCAACUACCACCAAUUCGAUCCACGCAACGAAGGCAUUAUGCCCGACCACGAAGCCUACGAUUACACAGUUGUCAAGCGCAUGUACGACUCUUUUGGACCCUUCCCACCAAAGAUGAAGGAAAUUAUCGCGAGUGAGGAUGUCAAUGUGAUCCUUAAGUUCUUGAAUGAUCAGGGUCCGCCGAUGAAGCCUUUCGAGCGCUGGACAACAAGGCAGAUCCCCGCUGCUGAUAAUGCGUUUAUUAGGCGUGUGUUGAAGUUGGAUCCCAGAGAUAGGCCUAGUGUGGAGGAGAUUUUGGAGGAUGAGUGGUUUACGGAGGAGUCUGAGGAUACAAGGAAGCCUUGA
Thermochaetoides thermophila DSM 1495 is the source of this 996-nucleotide messenger RNA. RefSeq lists its product as uncharacterized. The record is from RefSeq and is a predicted model, not a curated record. Gene Ontology annotation, cellular component: cytoplasm; nucleus. The transcript is spliced from 4 exons. Gene Ontology annotation, molecular function: MAP kinase activity; ATP binding. Gene Ontology annotation, biological process: protein phosphorylation; intracellular signal transduction. NCBI's taxonomy places the organism in Eukaryota, Fungi, Ascomycota, Sordariomycetes, Sordariales, Chaetomiaceae. The coding region runs from base 1 to 996 and encodes 331 amino acids.